Messenger RNA from Eutrema salsugineum, 988 nucleotides. RefSeq names its product jacalin-related lectin 8. The transcript is spliced from 4 exons. The record is from RefSeq and is a predicted model, not a curated record. Bases 41 to 988 code for a protein of 315 amino acids. Gene Ontology annotation, molecular function: carbohydrate binding. Lineage: Eukaryota; Viridiplantae; Streptophyta; Magnoliopsida; Brassicales; Brassicaceae.
CUUCAUCCCCAAACUAUACAUUCAUCAAUCACUGAAGCAUAUGAUGUUGAUCUUCUAUCUUAUUCUCUCUCUCUCAUCUGCCAUUUUGGAUUCAAAUGUGUUCGCAAUCGCUCAAAAGUUAGAAGCGAUUGGUGGGAAGGGCGGCAAGCUUUGGGAUGAUGGAGCCGACCAUGAUUAUGUAACAAAGAUUUAUGUACACGGUGGUCAUGAAGGCAUUCACUACAUCAAAUUCGACUAUGUCAAGAAUGGACAAUCCAUAGAUGGAACCAUCCAUGGUGGUUCGGCCGACGGCUUUACACAGACGUUAGAGAUUGACCAUCUCAAAUACGAACAUAUUGUAUCUGUUGAGGGUUACUAUGACGUAAGGACUGGUGUGAUGCAAGCACUCCAAUUCAAAACCAACAUCAAGACUUCAGGAUUUAUUGGAUAUCAAAAGGGUAUUAAGUUUUCACUUGAAGUCAGUGGAAAGAUCAUUGUUGGCUUCCAUGGAUCUGCUGGGCUCAACCUCCGCUCUCUUGGAGCAUAUUUAAAGACUCCUCCUACCAAAUCGGAGCUUCAAGGUGGCAUAACCGGAGGCGAAUAUUGGGAUGAUGGUCCUAAUUACGACGGCGUAAGAGCAGUGUAUGUUACUUUUACUGAAACUCAUAUAAGGAGUAUGAACAUCGACUACGACCAAGACGGCCAAGUGGCAUCUUGUUAUCACGGGAUGAAGAAUGGAGAAACACAAGAGUUUGUGGUGGACUUUCCUAAUGAAUAUAUGACAUCUGUGGAGGGUACCUACGACCACAUACAUGAAGGUAACUAUUUGGUCCUUACGUCUUUGACUUUCAAGACAUCAAAAGGGAGAAUCUCUCAGACAUUUGGAUUAGUGACUGGUACCAAAUUCGUAUUGGAGAGUCAAGGUAAUGCUAUUAUAGGGUUCCACGGAAGGGAUGGUGGUUCUUUUGAUGCUAUCGGAGUUUAUUUCGCUCCUAUGGCUCCUUCAUAG